AAUCUUAAGAUGGCAGUGUUGGCACGCCACAUUUCUAUCGCAGGUGAAGAAUACCGUUCCCUCCCUAGUCCCUGCGUCUAGACUCCAGACCGAGUGAUCAGCCGGCUUGUCUUUUUAAUUAUCGGGGAAAGCCACGCCAUUAACAGAUACACGGAGAUAGAAUGGCGAGAGCGUUACUCUUCCGUACCUCUUCCAUCCGUUCAGUCAUUCGCCACACAAAGUCAUUCUCAUCUUCUGCUUUUUCUUCAAAUCCUUCUUUGCAUCCUUGCAUCAACAAAACUUCAAUCGUCCCUCCACUGCCUUCGAAACCCUUUUCAAAUCCCACCUCUCACCAGUCUUUCAACUUUUUCUUCCCAUCCCGAUCCCACUCUUCAUCCCCAGUAAAUCCAGGUUCUUCGAACAUUGUUCUUAUUAAAUCAGAAGAAGAGUUCAACAGUUCUCUUAAAAGGGUUAAAGAUGACAAAUUGCCAGCAAUUUUCUACUUCACUGCAGUAUGGUGUGGGCCUUGCAGGUUCGUUUCUCCUGUUGUAGAAGAGUUCGGGAAGAAAUACCCGCAUCUUACCAUAUAUAAGAUUGAUAUUGAUCAGGAGGGGCUUGAGGACACAUUAAGCGAGUUAAAUAUUACCUCUGUGCCAACGUUUCACCUUUUUUGUAAUGGGGCAAAGGCUACUGAAGUAAUCGGUGCUGAUGUUGCACGUCUAAAAGCUACCGUGGAAAAGCUCUACGAGUAAUUACUUGGUGAGAAUGAAAGCACAGCCGAUAAAAAGAGGGCGUCAUUGCUGAAACUAUACGGGGACUAAUCUGGAACAUGUUAUAAGCUGGUUGUAUAGUACAAGUACAAUUUCAUUGUACGUGGAACAUAUGCAUGGGUUAAAAUAUGCUGUUUUUAACUUAUUCUUAGUAAGCAUUUGAUUUAAUUUAACCUGACUAGAUGUCACAAGUUAUUUGAUUCAAGUAUUUUAUUUCCUGGGACU
Nelumbo nucifera (sacred lotus) is the source of this 974-nucleotide messenger RNA. RefSeq names its product thioredoxin O2, mitochondrial. The record is from RefSeq and is a predicted model, not a curated record. Lineage: Eukaryota; Viridiplantae; Streptophyta; Magnoliopsida; Proteales; Nelumbonaceae.